AGACGACAGCAAUGUAUCGUCCUACCACCUUGUCCCGGCGGACGGACUUGCAAGUGUGAAACUCUUGGAGAAAAAGGGAAAGCGGAACAGUAAAUCCAAAUCUACUUCAGGGGGCAAGUCGAAGUCGAAGUUCCUGGCUCCCCGGGUUGAGGAGGAAGAAGAUGAGAAAGAUUCGAUUUUUGCCACGCAAGAACUGGAGCGACGCCUACCUUCCGACGCGACAGUGAUUGCGGGCCUAGUACCCGAUUCCAUCGGAGAAUACAAGCAACAGGAAGACUCGGAAUUACUGAAGGUGCAUUUCAAAAAGGCUCUUCCGCAAGAGCAGGCCGCGACCACCAAGGGC
Amoebophrya sp. A120 is the source of this 343-nucleotide messenger RNA. The record is from the annotation of a GenBank genome assembly. Lineage: Eukaryota; Dinophyceae; Syndiniales; Amoebophryaceae.